This is a messenger RNA of Suillus paluster, 1922 nucleotides long. RefSeq lists its product as uncharacterized. The transcript is spliced from 10 exons. Gene Ontology annotation, biological process: metal ion transport; transmembrane transport. Gene Ontology annotation, molecular function: cobalt ion transmembrane transporter activity; cobalt ion binding; magnesium ion binding. Lineage: Eukaryota; Fungi; Basidiomycota; Agaricomycetes; Boletales; Suillaceae. The record is from RefSeq and is a predicted model, not a curated record. The coding region runs from base 94 to 1749 and encodes 551 amino acids. Gene Ontology annotation, cellular component: membrane.
AGCACGGAGCGCUGAGCGCCCAUCUCCAAAUAUAAACUCACCAGGACUCUUCCUCACGCCUGCAGCAUGAACUGAUUCCCAACGCUAACCAUCAUGGCAAUGAGAGCACUGGCAGCCGCCUUCAACAGAGUGCGUCAAGAUGACUCGAAGGACGUCCCUCUUGAAGACCUCAAGGAUACAGCUUUGCCACCUGCAGUGCCUGCGCCCCCAUAUCGACAUGCUGCACCGUCGGGACCAUGGCCAUGGAUGGACGUUAACGCCGUCGUUUUCAAGAGCUCUCCAACUGUCAAUAUUGAUCAAUCCUGGCCAGGGUAUCCUCAGAACCAGUUUGGGAACUGGACUCAGGAUCAAGUGGAGCGCAGCCAGAUGCUCGAAAGGUGUUCGAAGAAUCAGUCUAGCACCGUUUAUUGGAUGGAUGUACUUCACAGCCGGGAGUUUGCCGCCUCAAACAUUGGAGGGAACGGUCAUAUUACGGUAGUGGACACUCAACGUGAGGGAUCAGAGGGUGAAUUUUGGAAUAUAUUACAGGGGCAGCGACCAAAGAAUAUCCGGGUGCGAUCGUUAUUCGUGGAUGACUUAACGUCACCUGUCUUACGCAUGCUUGGGACAAAAUACAACAUCGAGCCAUUCUUUUUCACGUCUUCCAUUAAUUGGAUACCCUCACGAUAUCAGGAAGCGCCUAUCCAUGGAGAAGGAGACCACAUAACUAUUACCCUGCCAUUUGUACGAGCGAUGCCGGGAUGUCCAACACUUAAAUCCGCGGGUACCAAAAUCAACACCCAGGCUCAUUAUCCUAUGGGCGAUCAGAUGCUCGUGAUCGACCUCCUCGCAAUCCACAUGGUCCGCGGUGUAAACACGAACACCAUUAUCUCCUACCAUCCCGAUUCUGCAUGGCGCCGAACUUCCGCGAAGCAACUCCACUCGCUCAUGCAGCUGGUGGGGGGUAGUGUGUACUGGCAGAAAAUAUUCAGCAAGUCCGAAGACCCGACCUUCGUGUUCCUCGCGAUUUUGUGGUAUGCGCUAUAUGCAUGGGAUGAGUCCUUUGAGUUGCUAGACAACCAUGUCAGUGAUCUGGAAUCACAAGUGCUGAAAGAUCAUGGGCUCAGUCGCGAGCUUCAUAUCCUCCAAGCGCAUCUUCUGCACUAUCAAGCGCUCCUUCAUAGCUUUGAGGUAUCAGUAACAUUUAUCGAGAAGACCCAGAAUCCGGCCAUGGAGUCCAGUGUCUUUUCUGACGAACAGCGCGUAGAGUCGAAUGGACUUAUGAAGAGGGAGUGCGAGAACCUCAUCGGCGAAAUAGAUCGUCUUGAGAAGCGACGCAUGAUGAUGAGCAGCCGACUGAAGAAUGCGACGGACCUUGCUUAUGCUAGUGUCAAUCUUCAGGACAGUAAACAGACGCGGACGCUGACUGAGACGACAGUCAGGGACUCGGCGGCCAUGAAACAGAUUGCGUACCUCACGAUGAUCUUCCUACCGGCAAGCUUCUUAGCCUCCGUCUUUGGGAUGAACGUCGCAGAGAUCAAUCCAACAUCUCUAGAGACAAUCCCUCACUACGUCGAGACCACUAUUUCGCUCACGCUCCUCACAGUUUAUAUCGUCAUCACGCUUCAGACGCAUAGCUCAUUCCACAAGGACAAUGCCACGUUCUUGCAGCGUGCAGCGUGGCCGGUUCUUUCUCUCAGGAGGAUUGUGUUCAAGACACCGGCCGGGGCCAAGAAUGCAAGCGCGAAGACGGUGGAUGACAUGGCGUGAUGAGAUUGAUGAUGGAUUCACGACAUACAUACAAGCUUCCGACUUAUGAUUCGCUGAAUGACUACUGAUGCCGUUUGCUCUGUCUAUACUGUUCCCACAUAUUUUUAGAGAUCUACGAUGUACCCGUGUCCAUUUGAUACUCCCUCGAUAAUCAAAUUUACAUUGCACAAUCA